Molecule: messenger RNA, 8966 nt
Organism: Xiphias gladius (swordfish)
Lineage: Eukaryota; Metazoa; Chordata; Actinopteri; Istiophoriformes; Xiphiidae
Gene: bach2b
Product: BTB and CNC homology 1, basic leucine zipper transcription factor 2b
Exons: 5
Coding region: 345-2816 (823 amino acids)
Biological process (GO): regulation of transcription by RNA polymerase II
Molecular function (GO): RNA polymerase II cis-regulatory region sequence-specific DNA binding; DNA-binding transcription factor activity, RNA polymerase II-specific; protein binding
Source: RefSeq, a predicted model, not a curated record
UCAGCGGCCGAAUGUCAACAAUGUAGCGACUGAGAGUAGGCGUCCUAGUCGAGUGUAACAAACAGCUUAGACGGAGCUGCAAGCCGCGCUGGAUCACCACGCACGCAUAAGCACGCGCGCGCACGCACACGUACACAACAGACCGUAGAAUCGUAGACGUUGUGUUUUUGGUAGGCUAAGUGAGAACUAGCCGAUUUGCACCGACGGGAGAAGAAGUGACCCAUCUGCAGCCGGGAGGCUUUAAGGAAACGACAAAGCGAGCCAUCAUGUGAAAGAACUUACGUUGGAAAAGGACAAAAGGGCUGGAAUACGAGCAGAAUAGAAAGUAAAAGGGCGUGAGCGGAAUGUCCGUGGAUGAGAAGCCUGAAGCCCCCAUGUAUGUGUAUGAGUCAACGGUUCAUUGUACCAAUAUUCUCCUCUGCCUCAAUGACCAGCGGAAACAGGAUAUUCUGUGCGAUGUGACUGUCCUGGUGGAGGGCAAGGAGUUUCGCGGGCACCGGGCCGUGCUAGCCGCCUGCAGCGAGUAUUUCCUCCAGGUGCUGGUGGGACAGGCGGAGAAUGGUUUGGUCAUUAGCCUUCCUGAAGAGGUCACUGCCAGGGGAUUUGCCCCAUUGUUGCAGUUUGCCUACACUGCUAAGCUGUUACUCAGCAGAGAAAACAUCCAGGAGGUCAUCCGCUGUGCUGAAUUCCUGCGCAUGCACAACCUCGAAGACUCAUGUUUUCGCUUCCUGGAAGCUCAGCUGCGCAGCGAGGAUGAUGGCUUGCUGCCCUACCACAAGGUGGCUGCAGAGGCAAACAACUCAGAGGAUGAGAGUAUGCAGUCAGAGGUGGAAAAGCCCACCUCCCCCAGGGCACGGCGGUGUGCUGACACCCUCACCUCCACUCGACGCCCUGACAAUGAUCGGCUAGCAAUGGCUAUGCCCAGUAACUUCUCGGAUGGCCGGCUGGACUUUGAUCGGCAUGGAGUGUCAGACUUGCCACGAUGCCCCAAGUACAGGAAAUACCAGUGGGCAUGCAACAAGCACAAUAAUGACACCUCCUCACACACCAGUACCUCAGGUUUUCCAAGCACAUUAAAGGAGAGCAGCAUUAGCGGGGCAGUGCCAGGUCAGGGCAGGCUUCCUUUGGCACAGAUCAAAGUUGAACCACAGGCAGAGGAAGAGGCCAUCUCAUUGUGCCUGUCAGGGGAUGAGCAGGAUGUCAGGGAUAAGGACAGUGUAACAGCCAUGGAGAUGGACAACCCAAUAUCUAUGGAAAGAACCAAGCGAACCAAGUCUCCUUCCUGUCUCCGAGCCCUCUUCAAGAAAGGGAUGGACCUCCCCAGCCUGCCCAACACAUCACAGCAGCUAUUCAAUAACAGACUUGUUUGCCCCCAGGACAAAGGAAACUCUCAGGGAGAUCAUAAAAAAGACUUCAGGCCUUUCCCUGGGGAGCUGAAUCUGUCUGUUACAUCCCCAAAGGACAUGGACAGUUUCCCUGUAGGUUUGUCCCUUAAGUCUGCUUCCUGUGAUGGGGUCUGCAAACAGGAAGUUGAGCUAGACCGCCGUAGUGUCAUAUUUUCCUCAGGGGCCUGCAACCAUCUGGGAACCCCAGCGCAUUCCUACCCUGGUGGGAACUCUUUGGAGAUAGAGCUCUCUGAGCACAUGCCAAAGGGCCUGUGGGCUGGAGCCAGCCAGUCCCUCCCCACCUCCCAGACCUAUUCUUCCAGCACCACCUCCACUGAACCUCCACUCCUAUGCCGCCCACGGCCCAACACCAGCUGCCCAGUGCCAAUAAAAGUGUGCCCACGCUCACCGCCUUGUGAGACACGUACCAGGACUUCCAGCUCCUGCUCCUCAUACUCAUAUGCGGAGGACGGCAGUGGAGGCUCUCCCUGUAGCCUGCCCCAAUUUGAAUUCUCCUCCUCACCAUGCUCCAACGUGGCACGCUGCCUCAAUGUGGACCAGCAGGACCAAAGUGUGGGAGGGGAUGCCCUUUUUAACCAAGUGCGGCCCAAGAUCAAAUGUGAGCAGUCCUACGGCACCAACUCUAGCGACGAGUCAGGGUCCUUCUCAGAGGGAGACAGCGAGUCCUGCCAUGUACAGGAACGGGGGCCAGAGGUGAAGCUCCCUUUCCCUGUAGAUCAAAUCACAAAUCUUCCACGGAAUGACUUCCAAAUGUUGGUGAAAAUGCACAAACUGACCUCGGAGCAGCUCGAGUUCAUCCAUGACGUGAGGCGGCGGAGUAAGAACCGCAUCGCGGCACAGCGCUGCCGCAAGAGGAAGCUCGACUGCAUCCUGAACCUGGAGUGUGAGAUUAGAAAACUGGUGUGUGAGAAGGAGAAGUUGCUGACGGAGAGGAACCAGCUGAAGGCGUGUAUGGGUGAGCUGUGGGAGAACUUCUCCUGCCUGUCCCAGGAAGUGUGUAGGGAUGUCCAAUUGAGUCCCGAGCAGGUCCAGUCUUUACACCACUACUGCCCCGUGCUGCGGCCUGCCAACUCCACUGCCAGCAACAAUGCCGCCCCUGAGCCCAAGCCUCCCUGCAGCCCCACCACCGUCACCAACACCACCACCACCAGCAUCGACCUCACCAACCACUCGGGCUCGGCCACGCCAGAACCUAGCUUCCACGGGUCGCCUGGCCCCUCAGAGAGCGAGCCUGACUUGGCUGUGAGAAACGGAGCGGACAAAGAUAUGGACGGCCAAGAUGCCAGCUUGUACACAAAGUCCGAGCUGUCCACUGAAAAAUCCAACCAGACGGUAACAGUUGAUUUUUGUCAGGAAAUGACUGACAAAUGUACAACUGACGAACAGCCAAGAAAGGACUAUACUAAGUAGUGGUGGUUCUCUGUGUUGUUGUUUUUGAUGUUUUUUUAAUUAUUUAAUCUUAUUCUUCUGACAAACCCUCUCUCGGGGUUGCUGAGAUGUUGGCCUCCCCCAGUGUUCACUGAAAAACAAGCUUUGUAUGUAUUUAUGUCUUUUUGUGCUGUCUCUUUUUUCUCUUUUUGAAUGGUUGACACUAAAGUUGUCUUAACAGCAGCAAUACUGUUCUCCAGGUAUUUUCCUCUUACUAUGACAGAGUGGGAACGUCUCACCAAACCUUUACAAUGGUGCUACACUCGGCCCGGCAGCAACCUCCACAGUGGAGACUCUGUUCUUCAUGUGUCGUUCAUCACAACUCAUAGUUCAACCUUAUCGGACCUAAACAGCAGCUCUCUUUGUCUCUCUGAGUACCAACAGUAUCUCUGCUUCUGCCUUUCUCUUUCACAUUUCCUCCUCUCUCUUUCCCACUCUGUCUUUAACAAUUUUCUCUACCUCUUUCUUUCUCACUUUCUUUUUCUCUCACUCUGUGGUUCUUUUCUCACUAUAUCUCAGUGGCCCUUUUCGUCACAGCAAUUCAAACUCAGGAAUAAAAAUCCUCUGAAUGUUCAAACUAAUUCAUGAAAAAUGAGAAUACAGUUUCCGUACACGAGGAAGUUACGAUGCAGUUAGACUGUAAAAUGUUCAUAUGCAAAAAUGUCUUCAAGCGUCUCACAUUUGUAAUUCUGUACAGGAGAACUUUGUACAGGCUGCAACCGAAAACAUUCCUCCUUUGCCUUCCUCAGCACUGAAUUGAAAGGAAAAAAAAAGGUUUUUAAAUUUUAAAAAGGUGGUUAAAUUACUAUUUUUAUUUCCCACUCAUCAGCAAUACCAUUGUAUUUGGAUGUUGUAACAGUGACUGACUUUCAAGUGCUUGUUUGGCAGAAAUGUAUAUAGUAUGGAGCAUGAUGACUGUAACAGUGAUUUUGUACAGGUAGAGGCUUAGAUGUUACUUUUUCACCGGGGUUAUAUUAAGCACCUUUUUGCUAAGGGAAAAUCUUUGCUUUGCUGUUUCCUGUCCUGCCUAAUGAAUAUUCCCCAUGAUGGUGGGUGUUCUUAUACUCAGGAAAUCAGCUUGAUACACAUGCAGACACUCACAUACAGCACAUACAGGCACAUGCGUCAACACACAUGUAUAUUUUUUAGCCCCAUGCAUGUAUAAAUUUAGACAUUCAAUAUGUAUUUGUAAUGCGCAGCUCAGGCCAGCUCCUCUCCACCUUUGACUCAUCUUUAAAUGUGAAAAAAGAGUUUUGCAUUGUGUUUUUUUGGAGUAAAUCUUAUUACUUAUCAGUAUUUUAAGAUGCUAUUUGUGUACACUCUCGCAGACAUUCUCUGGGUUUCUUCAGUGUUGCCAUGUGAUGCCGUUUGACAGCAAAAAGUGCAGCCAACAUCUACGUGACAGAUACUUAAUUUUUUUCAAAUUGAUCCUGAAUAAGAUAAACACCCUUUUAACAAAAAGAUUUUAAAAAAUCAAUGAAUUUGAUUUCAUUCCGGCACUUUGUUUCCGGCCACAGAGCCAUUUAGCACUUCAUUGUCUUUGUUUCAGACCCUUUAGAAGUCUGAGACUGGAGCACUUAAAUUGGCACUUCAAGAGGAUACAUCUUGUUGAUAUGAUAAUAUGAAUAUACAGUAAAAAUAUCUCUAUGAAGAAGACAUAUCUGAAACCUAAAUACAAAAGGAAUCUAAUGUUUUAGUAUUAGAGUGUUCACACCUUAUAUUUGUAUUUCUGUAGGCCUUGAAUAAGCUAAUUCAGGAUUCAUUUGACGUGAAAGCAGUGUAUGUGUUGUCAGAAUGAUUGAACAACAAUCAUAUAAGAUAGUAACAUGUUUGCCCUAAUUGUGCAUUUGUUUGAACAUCUACUUUGUAAUGUGCAUGCAUGCUGCCUAUAGCUAUAAGCCUAGUAAGAUGGUCCAGCUUCUGUUUGCCUCAUAAGUUCUGUCUGGAACAGUCUGCGUUUAAAAUGACUUUUUAAAUACUUCUAUGUAUAAACAAGCUGAAUUAUCUCGACUCUCAGUGGAGGCAAGCUUGGAAGUACAAGCAGGGCCAUGUUCUAGUACAAAGGUGGAGGCAGGCUUGGAAGUACAAGCAGGGCCAUGUUCUAGUACAAAGGUUGAAUUCAAUUGGAAUGCGAAGCUUUAUUCAUUGCUCUUUAAAGCCCCAAUCCAAAAUGGCACUCCUGUUAGCCUAAUAGAGAGUUUAAGCUAAUGUCACCUCUGGGCUAUCCACUCUUGCAAUAGCUUCUGUAACUCAGUGUAAUCUCUCAUUGAACAUUUCUGUCAUGGUCUCUCUGAAAAAAGAGAUAUUUUUCCCCGAAGUUUACUAUCCAUACUAUCAUACAUAAGAAAAAUGGGUAUCUACUACAGUACUUGGUAUUACACAUUAAAACCCUCUUUGAUUAUAACAAAGCUAAAUGACAAUGAAUUUUUAAGCAUUGAAAAAAAAGAUAUACCAUACUAUUGUACCUGUGAAGGUCUUAUGACUUGCAAAGGUCUUGGCUGCAUUAAUUUACCAUCCUUAUUAUCAACUUAUUAUCCCUAUUACAUCUUAUUCCAAGAGUAAUUAAACAGACAAAAAAAUAUUUUUGCACAUACAUACAGUGUAGACUGUAACAUAUGGAAUUAUAUCAACUGAAUAAAUGUUGUUAGCAAUACAGAUAAAACCUCUAAAUGCUGAGUUAGACACCUUCGCCUGUUUUGGAAUUUUAACUGCAGCUAGAAGGUAAUUCUAACUAAUGACACUGGCAUUCGUAAUGUCACUGUAUUACAAAAAAUGCAGACCAGCAACAUAACAUUUCUAAACAAUAUGUUGUAUGGUUCAUGCACAGUCUUUAAUGAACACCAUUUACUUUGCUUAAAUCACGAAAGGUUCAAAUUCUAAUCAAAAGUACUGAUGUAAAUACUAAUUUAUCUUAGAAUAUGGAUAGAAAACACCAUUUUGCUACAUAUAGCAGGCCAAAUAUGGGUGCUCCUAACCAAGCCUAACAAUUAGCCACAUCCCCUGACUCCUACCUACUCCCUCACCCAAUUUUGUGAUUUUAUUUGGGUGCAUUAGGUGGGAUGCUGGAAGUGUUUCAUUACUCUGAAAAAUCAAUGUGAACAUUUUGUGGGCAAAUAAAUCUCGGAAUGGGGCUUUAAUGUUUGGAUAAAAAAUUUUGAAGUUCUACCCCAGAGUUUUACUGAUGUAAAUUUUAGAGUUUAAAACAGCAGUUUAGAAUAUGAUCUCACAUGUGAGACUGUUUUUCUUAAACAGCCAAACAGAGUAACUCUAAGUGUAUUUUAUAAACCUGUCUUUAAGUUGUUAAAAGACCAGUCUCUAUUUUGUAGAGUACAUAGUGCCACACAUGCACAAACACAAACAUAAACAACAUAUAUUCAUAUAAUAAAUACACAGUACAUACGUUGUGACACAGCCUGAGUGCGGAGAAGUAGUGAUUCCUCAUCAACUGGUGUGGCUUCACCGGUUUUUUCAGCCUUUUUUACUGUUUGUGCUCUUUAAUUCUUGUAUGCAUAUUUAGUGAAGCAGAACAGUAUUUACCCAUGUGGAGAUUCUACCAGGUUAAAGCCAGAAAAUUAAGGUGGAACAAUGUACAUUGAAGAAACUUCUUCUCUGCAAACUUUAUGCAACACUUUCUAUUUGUGUGCUUUUUCCUUUGCUUGAUCUUAAAUUGGGGAAAACUGGUGUUGGAUUGGAGAGCAAAAACUCCUUGACUUUGUUUUUGUGUUUUGUGUAACUAUUGUAACAGAGGACCCUGGGCAUCUCUUCAGAUGUGCUCAUAAUACUACAGGGACAUUCUUCUUUACUCAUAGCAGAGUUUCUGUUACCCUAACAUACCUUCUUUAUGUCGCUAAUUCAACAUAACAAACUCUUAGAUUACCACAGAGGAUUAAAUGAACAAAUAGACAUCCCUGAAUCAUACUUUCCAGUCAGAAAAACGUUUGGUCCUGACCUCUGAGCUCUUUGAGUCUUAAUGCAUGCUCCAGUACUGACUGUUGGGGCAAACUACAAUCCUUCAUCCAUCCUCUGCUUCAGUGAUGAGAUGAGGUAAUGUCAGCAAUGUCAACAUCUUAAUUGGUCCCUAAAAACUGUCUGGUUUAUACCCUGGGGAAUCAUGUCCACUGUUGUUUAAUGGGUCAGUUUAAUCAAAUUGGGUGGUUCUAAUGGAAACUUAAACAAAACCAAAAUUCCAGCCAUCACCAUUGUAUUGUGAUGUCAGCAAAAAUCUCAAACAGUUUCAGAGCUUUGGCAAAUGACACCAAAACUAAGUGAGAUAAGUGAGAAAAUAUGUUUUUAUCAUUUGGGUGAACCGACCUCUUAGUGGCUCAGAGUGUCAAGCAUUUAAAUCUGCUCUCUAUAUCGCUCAGAAGCUUAGAAGUAGAAUUUUUUGAGUUGCCUUUUUUCGACUCAAAAAAGGUCCUUUAAAAUGAUUUAAUAUCAAUUAAAGCUGCAUUAAUUGAUUUUUCUGGCCACUUGGGGACAGCAGAACAAGCUGAAAACACAACAUUGACACAUUAUCACCUUAUAUGGCUAAGAUUUUAGCAACAGUUGCUUAUUCACACAUCCAGCAGAAACAGUUAUGUUUGUGUCCACCGGAUGAAUGUAAGUCCAAUGUCAACUCUCCUUUUAGCUCGGAUUUGGUCUCCACCAACUCCUGAGAAAAAGUAUGUGGCUCUUAAGCCGCCAAAUGCUCCACAAUGUUCACCAUCUAGUAGCUAACUUUGUAUGUCUGCCAUUUGGUGCUGAGAAGGUAGUGCAAAUUGAGUUUAAUAGAGCUUUUUUUUUUUGCUAAAAACAGCUGCCUGCUGCGACUGGAAAUGAGACUGAUGAAAACAGAGAUUGCUGAUUGUAAAGCUAAACGAGGCUGAAAAGCUCUGCAGAGCUGAAGGGAAAUGCAGAGUUGGUGAUAAUUCUCUGCUGGUUCGUCACUACGCUCGACCCCUCUCACACUGCACCGACAGCAGUCAUCUGAUUCAUUGUUCAUAUACAAAUGUUGAUAAGUACAACUUUAAAAUGAUGUUACAGAAAUAAUUAUUAGCAUAAAAAUCACCUAUAAUAAAUUUAUGAAAUUGAUACUUACAUAUGAGGAAUCGUUCAGGUUACUUUGUGCAGGCCAGAAACUUUUUGGUUUAUAGCCAUUACAACAGAUGGAUUUAAGUGAACAAUUUUGCUGUUGUUGUAACUCUGUAAUUGAAUGUUCUUACCUUUUUUGCCGUGUAUUUGUCUUUUUUAGUUAACCUUUUUUUUGUUGCUGCUUCUCUGAAACAAACACUGGCUUUUCAACUCCAAAGGUUGUUCUAUAAAAGAAUAUGAACAAAAACAUGCCUUUCUCACAGACUGCUCAGCUUUAUUGAGUAAAAAAAAUCUGGUUUCCUGGUUGAAUGCGCAGGCUGAGAUCAUUGAAGAUAAAAUAUGAAAAUGGAAUAUGUUUACAAAUAAGUGUCAUGUCAUGUAUCAUCAGUUUUUGCCAUGUAAAAAUCACUUGGUUUCAAUUUGACUGGUUCUUGGUUCUUGGUGUUGUGUAAAGAGACAAAGAAUGAGUUUCCUCACCUUGUCUUUAAUCCAACUUUCGGGAUGGGAUAGUAUCAUAUGAAUACAAGUGCACCUCCAAUAUUUGCCUUAGAACGUGCAGAGGCCACAUUCAAGUGAAGUGAGUGUAUACAGGGGCCUGGGCCCCCAUCCCUAAGUCACAAAUGCGGACUUUCUCACACUUAUCUACCUGUGAAAUCCUUCAUACCUCUCAUAACUGGUCAAUGACUGUAUCAGCAACUGCAUCAGGUGUUUUUUCUACAUGCUUUUUACACAGAUUAUAUGGAUUAUUGUAUUAGUCGAUUUUGGUGCACCAUUUUUAAUGUAAUAGCUCUUAAGCUUGUAGUUCAAGUUGUUGUUUUUUUCUUUCAUUUUUUUAGAUGAUUGUUUUGUGUUAAUAUUGUUCAUUCAAAAUAGCUGUUAUUUGCUUAUCUCUACUAAGAGUUCUUACCUUUAUAAUUUUUAAAUGCUACAUGACCCUAAUUAAUUAAAAUUAAUAACCAUUGUAAAUACAGUAUUGUGCAAACCCAAUUUUCAUUAAUUUCAAUUGCUAGUGUUAACUUUUUUGUCUAGACACCAUUUCUCUUUAUGAAAUAAAGAAACAUG